CAUAAAUCAGCAAAUGACGUUGUUGUCGUAAUGCUUUCGCACCUGCGGUAUUAUAAAUUUAAUAAAUUAAAAAAUUAUGGCUGAAAUUCUUAAAGAAUGGCUCACGGAGAGAUUGCGAAGGCCUAUCAAAUGGGAAGCAGAGGAGUUUGGCGAGCUUAUGAUGAAUGGACAUAUAAUUGCAUGUGUUUUGCUUAGCUAUAAUGUCAUAAACGAAGAAAAACAUUUUUUAAUUAGAUCAAGUAACGCCCCUGAAGAUGUUAAUGACAAUUGGAAAUACUUGAUAGAAUGGCUAAGAGAAGUUGAAGUUUACGUUAGUGAUUCUGACUUGGCAGGCAUUAAAGAAGGUAAAGGCACUGCGUUAUUACGACUUUUUUACCAAUUAUUUCUUCAUUUAGAUAAGAGAGACCGUACAAACUUUAUUAAACGCGAAAGAAAGAUGGUCUCUACUCUCGUCGAUAAGAUGAAAAGUAGAUUUACUGUACAAAAAAUACCCGAAGAAGAGACAUCAUUCGUCGACAAUCUUUCCAAACCAUUACUUGAUGAAGGACAGUAUAUUGAAUGGCAAAAGAAGAAAAAUGAGCAAGUAAAAGCUACUUAUGAUUAUAUUCGUCAAAAAUAUUCUAAAAUGGUAUCUCAAUUGGAUGAAUCUAAAACCCCAUUGGUUCAUGUGAAACAAAAACAACAGCAAGUGCCUGAUACUACGAAAAAUGAAAUGGAAAAGUUUGCAUUGCAAUACCCCUGCAAAUUCAAAAAUUAUACGUAUGAAGAACUCAUUGAAAUGGAAGAAAAGUCUGCGCAAAGGAGACAAUCAAUGACAGGUUCUGAUUGGGUAAAAGAAUAUAUGGAUAAUUUAUACUCUAGAAUGAGCAGAAAGACAGAUACCAAAGAAUUUCAAACACAAAUUCGAAAUGUGCUUAGUGCUUCUUUAUGGGAUCUUUCAGUGGCUGAAGAAGAGGCUAAGUUAGAUAAAGAAUUGGCUAAAAAAGUUAUGAAACUUUCUCAAUUCGAAAAGCAAAUGUGCACAAAACUGAUGGAAACAAAGCAACAGGCACGAAAUUUAGUAAACAAUAGAGCCCAAGCCGAAAGAGAAUUUUCUGAACAGAGGGAGCAACAAUUUCAUCAAUUUUUAGAUAAUGUCAAGGAGCAAAUACAUUUAGAAGUUGCAGAAAUAAAUUUUGAAAAACAGAGACAGAAUAUGUUACAUCAGAAAUUAUAUGCAGAGAAAAUAAAAAGAAAACGCCAACACUAUUACGAUAUAUGUUAUGAAACAAUGCUGUCUAUUGUAGACUAUGCAAGUAAAUAUGCCUAUUUUUCGAAACUAAUUGGCGAUGAAAUUCCUAGCCAUUACAUCCACCAAUGGAAGUCUUUAUAUUUUAAACAGCAGCCUAUCUUUGAUAUUCUUGAUCCAAUUGAGGACUUAUUAGAAGAGCCUGGUUCAGAUGAAAAAAUAUUGCCGGAAGUAGAAGAAAUCAAAAGAUUAGAGUUGGAGCGCCAAGAAGCUUUAAACGAUAGCGAGUUCGUAGAGUACCAUAAUUACUCGUCCCCGUGGACUUUAGACAUACUAAUACCAAAUUACGAUUCUGAAUCAGAAGAGAGGAAAUAUGAAUAUCUUGGAACUAGAAUAUUGGGGCAUCUGGUAUAUACUUUACUUGAUAUAAAAUAUCCAUAUCCACCUCUUCGGCCUCCAGCAGCAUUGCCUGACUAUUCAGCUAAAGCUCUCUUACGUGGACUUCCUGAUAGGUCCAUUACUGUUGCAAUGCAAACUUUGCUUAAAUUACAAAAAAUAUUCGUUCUUCGACUAGAAUCGGCUAUCAAUUAUUGUUUAAAACAAUUUAAAACAGAAAUGAUUGGUUGUACAGACAUCGAGCUUUCUUUUGAUAAAUUUAUAAUCGCAGCUAAUCAAGAUCCAGACAAGGAGCUUAUUAGAUUAAUGAAAAUUGACGAUGAAAUUGAAACUAAAUCCAGUGAGCUUUAUGGCCCCGCGAUAUUUGGACCUUUGCCACCAAAUACGAAACAAACACAAACUCCAAAAACAAUUCCAGAAGAAGAGAUUGUUCUUUCUCCAGCUGCAGAACUUGGUAAAUAUACUUAUGAAACACUUAACUUUGGCGAGUCUUUAACAGACUAUUUAUUAGCAGCUAUGGUUGUUGAAUAUCUUAAGGACCAGAACGACAUCAAAGGUUUUGUAAUUGUUAACUACCCUAAUUCUUAUAGAGAAGCUCAAAUUUUAGAAGAAGCCUUUUCUGGCCGCAUUCCUCCAGAUGAAAGAGAACUAGAUGACCGAGAUGAUAUUUAUUUGGAACAGAGUAUUAUAAAACAUAGAAAAAAGGAAAAAGAUCAAUACAAGGAACUGAGAGUUUCUAAAUUAGUCAAUGAUCCACACAAAAAGCGAAUAGAAAAACAAUUUGAAAGUUAUUUUACCUGUUAUAUAAAGCUAAUUGAAACUCAUGAUAUUCUUCAAGAACCAGUACUUUGGGAUUUAACAGAAGAAAAUUCGGAUUUUAUUGAUAGAUUUUACUCCGUUCUAGGAAUAAAUUAUAGCAUGUAUUAUGAACUAAUAGAAAAAGAUUUCUUAGCUCAAAUAUGUAAAUAUAUAAUAGGAGAUUUCGUAGUACCUUUAAAGUCCUAUGAUUUAUUAUUUGGAGAAAAUGUAUUAAGCCUUCUCGAUUUUCCCAGUUCAGAUGAUAAAAGAAUGAAAUCAAAAAUAGUUAAACCUGAAACAUCCAAUAAUAAAUCAAAAGAAAAACUACGUCAAUCGUCUAAAAUAAGCAAAUCAUCAAAUUCUAAAAAUGAGUUAGAAGUUGUAAAAGCUCCGGAUUCUAUUGACGGAGAGACUGAUGAGAAUACGAUGAAGUCUGGCGAAAUAAUCGGAGAAGCUGUCAGCAAAACGUUUUUGAGUUCUGAAGAUAUAAAAUUAUUGCCUGGUGAGGAAGAUUGGAACUAUGGAGAAAUUCCAAUAGCAAUAACAAUUGGAGUAGCAUUGGCAACUUGUUGGGAAGAAACAGAAAAAACAUACAUUAAUGAUAUGAAACAACUUUUCUUUGCUAAGCGUUUGCAAAUGAAUUGCUUGAUACCUUAUGGUACAUUUAUAAAAGACAAGAUGGAUCAGAUUAUUACUUUACCUUCCUAUAAACAAGACAUAGUUAGUCGAUUUCAAAAACAGUACAAUGACUUCGAAUCUGAUUGGCGACAUAUUAAUCUCACAAAAAAUGAGUGGCACUGCAGAGUUAAAGAAUUACAAAGCAACUUGUACAAUAUAUGCGAUGAAAGAAAACUAUUUGCUGAACAGCAAAGAUUUGCGCUUAUUUGUGAAAACUGGGCAAUGGAAGAGUUGACUUGUAUGGUUAAUACAUAUGUUUCAUGCAUGCAAGUUGAACUAAACAGAUCUAUACUGACGUACCAAGCACUGCAUGACUUUUACUUUGCAAUGAUCAAGCACAUGCCGCCAAACGAUAGGCUUUCUUCCAAAGAAUUGACUAAAAUAUACAAAGAAUCAGAGGAAACCUCUGGAAGUCGUAAAAGUGGUGAAGAUAAAGUUUACAGGCAACUGAAAAAUAUUUUUCAAGAUUUACAAUUAAAAAACGUUCAAAUUGAUUACAGUAAUAAUCCAUUUAAUAUGAUAAUAGAGAAUAACGUUAAAUUCGCUAUAAAAGUAAUAAAAGAUACAAAUGAUUCAUAUCGAUCACUUAUCAGUCGCGAGUACAGUGAAAUAGCAAAAAUUGCACCACCGAUAAAAAAAAGGGAUGAAACAACAUCUGAGGAGUCCAUUAAUAUAGAAGAAAUAUUUAAACUAAAUGCUUUGAAAUGCAUAGAUGAGUGGAUAAUGGGAAUUAAUGGUGAAAUGUACAGAGCGUGUUUGCGAAUGCAAGCACUUCAGUAUAUGUGCUAUCGUGAGAUGAAAUUAUUUAAUGAUCAUAUUUAUAAGACGUUUACCGAAGUACAAAAUAACAUAGACUCUUAUUAUAUGAAUGAAAUCAAAGCGGUUGAUAGGUUAUGUAAAUAUCUGCAAAUGGCUAUAGAAGAUGGUAGAAAAAUCCCUGAAAGUUUAGUACUUGAACACGACGCUUUCGUAAUUGAUCCAAAUCUUAUUCAAUUUGCACCGUCUGCCCGAAAUCUUGGCCUAGAAGAACUAAAAGAAAUGGAUAUAGAUACCGAAUUUAAAAUAAGUCAACUGGCAAGAUUAAGAUCUUCGUUCAAAAUUAUUGCUCCAACUGGUAUAGCUUUACAACAAGCUUUUAUUUACAUGCUCCAAGACUUCAUAUGUUUUGGCAAAGAAUCGUGUAACGGUCCACUUGUCCCUGAAAUAUGGAAACGGGUUGAUGUAGAGCAAAUCCCCAAACUCGUAUAUCUAUUAUUCGGUGAAAACGUUCAUGUCGAUUGGAGAGAUUUUCUCAUUUACUGUUUAAACAUUCGCUUUCCAAAUGUAGAUGAAUUGCUGCAUAUUCGUAAAAGGUACAGAUGCAUUGAUAUAGAUUCCUCUGAAGUUAUUUCCAGAGAUAAUUUUGUUAAUGAAGAGCUCUGGUACGAAAAAGAAUUUCAUAAAGAAGAUAGGUAUAUGCAACUUAGAAAAAAUUUAAUCAAGCAUUUCAUAUUUGAAUUGUAUGAAACGAACGAAAAUCAGAUGAAUUAUCCUGCAUUUCUCUUAGCUUUUUGUAAGAAUGCAGAUCCAAUAGAAGGAUUUGUGACUGCAUUAUCAAUGGUAGUAGGUAAAAAGACAUGUCAUAGUCUUGAAGAGUGUGAAGAAGUCAUUUGUAAAUUCAUUAAAGAAAAAAAGUAUAGAGAUGAUUGUUUAGCCUGUGCUCUUAAAUGCACUAAUCAAUUUUUAGACAAGUUGAUUAACGCUGUAAUUGACAUAUGCGAAGCGACUUCGGUUAUUGAAUUGGAAUAUUCUGAGCCACCACCUGAUGCUGACAAAAAGGGUAAAAAAGGUAAAGGAGGCAUAAAAGCUAAGAAGCUGGAUAGUUCUCAAAGUGCCCGUGUGCCAAAAGCACAGAAGAGUAUUAUUGCAAGCCGUAGUAAGGUGGCGCAAUCUGAAACAGAUGUUAAAGCAACGUACAUAUGCCGCCCAUGCGAGAAUGAAGUGGAGCCAUUGGAUGAAAAAUCUCCGAAAAUCGAACACGUUGAAGAAGAACAGAAGAGUGUGGCGCAAGAAGAUAUAAAUUUAGCUUACUCUGUGUCUCAAGACGCUAUAUGGAAAGUAUUAAAAACUUGUUUACCUUGGCAUUUCGUACUACUUCCCGAAGAAAAGGUGACACCUUACACAGAACAAGUAAACAGUGUUUUGAAGCGUUUGGAAGCAGAUACAGAUAACGGAGAUAUUUAUGUUUGUAAAUUUGUAUCUGAUCCAACCAUAUGUAAAAUUUUGCAUAAAGUAAAGAAGUUUACGGCUAUAAACAUUACAGAAGAAGUGAGAAAAAUAUUCUUGUAAACGUGAAGUAUCAUUAAUUUUGUGUUGUUUUUAUUAUUCAUUAAAUAAAAAUUUUCCUUUGUUUAUUG
Molecule: messenger RNA, 5496 nt
Organism: Chilo suppressalis (striped riceborer)
Lineage: Eukaryota; Metazoa; Arthropoda; Insecta; Lepidoptera; Crambidae
Source: the annotation of a GenBank genome assembly